Messenger RNA from Nicotiana attenuata, 1830 nucleotides. RefSeq lists its product as uncharacterized. The transcript is spliced from 2 exons. Bases 1 to 1830 code for a protein of 609 amino acids. Gene Ontology annotation, molecular function: catalytic activity. NCBI's taxonomy places the organism in Eukaryota, Viridiplantae, Streptophyta, Magnoliopsida, Solanales, Solanaceae. The record is from RefSeq and is a predicted model, not a curated record.
AUGAAGGAGGACCUAGCAGCGGAACCAGUUUUCACUCAAAUCAACAUCCCACCAAACCACAUGACCCCGAAUCCAAAGAAAACAACUUCCUUACCACCACUACAGAACAUCCAUCGAGGAAUCACCACAACACUGGAGAUUCUCAAGAAGAAAGAUGCUAUAGAGGAACUGGAGAAGAACUACCCAUCAUCAAGAACAAACUCGAUAAUGCUAGACUCCGUGAGUUCGAUCGAGUUCAGCACAGAAGUGAGCGAAGUAAUAGUGGUCUUGUGCCCCAGAACGAUGUCCAAAUGUGGAAUGAGCUUAGUCUCAGCCCAAACACAAGGUUCGCUGAAGCCACUAUUGAACUUAACCCCUAUCCUGAGUCUGAAAAGGAAGUCUCCACCCCCUCUAGUGCCCAUCCUGCCAGGCCCAUCGAGCCUUCACGAGGGAUCUCACCUACCACCCACAUCUCCAAUGAUGAACUACAUUAUAUGGAAUGUUAGGGGGGGUAAUGGUGCCGAAUUCAAAAGGCACUGCCUUGAAAUGGUUAAGAUGUAUAGGCCGACAAUGCUAGUUCUGUUAGAAACCAAGAUGGCUGACCACCAGGCACUGGCCAAAACCCUGGACUUUGAUAUGAUCAUUCAAUCUCCAGCGGUGGGGUCUUCUAGGGGCAUUGUGUUCAUGUGGAAGGAGGACCUGGUAGCUGUGGAGGAAGUGGCCACUACCUCCCAAGGAAUCCACGCAAUGGUGAAGGUAAGACCUGACCAACCUCCCUGGUUUUUCUCUGCUAUUUAUGCAAGUAACAUUCUCUCUGAAAGAAAACUCCUAUGGGAGCAGCUAACAACCAUAGCUAGAACCACCAGUGAAAACUGGUUCAUUGGUGGAGACUUCAAUGAAGUCUUGAAAGCUAGGGAUAAGUUUGGGGGAAACCCUAUAAACCUUAGCCGUAGUAACCAAUUCUGGAAUUGCAUAAAUAAGUAUAAUCUCAUUGACCUGGGAUACAAAGGUAGCAAAUACACAUGGACCAACAAAAGAUAUUCCAACUGUAAUACUCUAAUUCUGGAAAGGAUUGAUAGGUGUUUUGCUAACGAAGGCUGGAUUAAACAGUACCCUGAGGCCUUCAAGGACCAGCCCACCCUCCUUCAAUCCAUUGAUGAAUUCAAAAAACUGGCAACCAAAUGGAACAAGGAGGUCUUUGGUAACAUUUUCCACCAAAAAAACAGACUCCUAGCCAGGAUCAGUGGCAUCCAAAGGUCAGCUAGCUACCAAUUCAGUAGCUUCCUGCAAAACCUUGAGUCUGAGCUAAACAAUGAGCUGAACCUCAUUCUCAAAAAUGAGGAAGACUUCUGGAAGCUGAAAUCCAGGAUCAACUGGCUCAAUGAUGGAGAUGCCAGCACAAGGUUCUUCCACACUUCUACCCUAAAUAGAAGGAGGAGAAACAGGAUCCUCUCCCUCAAAGAGGACAAUGGUAACUGGAUCACUGAUCAAAAAGAGAUCCAGUCCACCAUUGUUGAUUUCUUCACUAAGCUCUACACGACCUCCCACUUUGAAGUCCCUUGGGCAACCACUAAUCACUCCACCAUGGAUCCUACACUGCUCCAAAGCCACAAGGCCUUCAUGGACAUGCCCCUCCAAAUGUCUGAAAUAAAGAAGGUUGUCUUCUCCAAUAAACCUUUCAAAUCACCUGGCCCUGAUGGCCUCCACCCCUUCUUAUACAAAAAAUACUGGGACGUUGUGGGGGAAUCUGUCUCACAAUUCUGCAUGAAAUGCUUCAACACUUGUUCCAUGGACAGCACCAUGAACCAAACCCUUUUAUGUCUAAUUCCAAAAUUUCCCCAAGCUUGCUGA